AAUAUUAAUCCAUUUCCAAUUUCCCACCCCUCAUCUCUUUAUAAGGUCCACGUUCACUGCACCUUUUUCUUCAUCCUCAUUCUCCUCAUUCUCACCUUCCUCCUCCAAAAAUGGUUUCAGCAAUGAAACUCACCAUCCUCUUCAUCACCCUAACCUUCACAGUUUCACUAGCCUUAGACAUGUCGAUAAUCUCCUACGACAAAACUCACCCUGACAAAUCAACUCCGAGAACCAACGACCAAGUGUUGACUAUGUACGAAGAGUGGUUAGUCAAACACGGUAAAAACUACAACGCUUUAGGCGAGAAAGAAAAGCGAUUCGAGAUCUUUAAAGAUAAUCUCGGGUUCAUCGAUGAACAUAACAGUAAGAAUUUGAGUUUUAGAUUGGGGUUGAACCGGUUCGCCGAUCUCACCAAUGAAGAGUAUAGAACCAGGUUUUUGGGAACCAGGAUCAAUCCGAACCGGAGAAAUCGUAAGGUGAACUCACAGACCAAUAGAUACGCGACACGUGUCGGUGAUAAAUUGCCGGAAUCUGUUGAUUGGAGAAAAGAAGGUGCUGUUGUUGGAGUCAAAGAUCAAGGAAGCUGUGGGAGUUGUUGGGCAUUCUCAGCAAUAGCAGCUGUGGAAGGAGUGAAUAAGUUAGCGACAGGCGAUCUAAUUUCGCUAUCAGAACAAGAACUUGUGGACUGUGAUACAUCAUAUAAUGAGGGAUGCAAUGGUGGACUUAUGGACUAUGCCUUUGAGUUCAUCAUCAAUAAUGGUGGCAUUGACUCCGAAGAGGAUUACCCCUAUCGUGCUAUUGAUGGUAGAUGUGAUCAGAACAGGAAAAAUGCUAAAGUUGUUUCAAUUGAUGACUAUGAGGAUGUUCCCGCUUAUGAUGAAGGUGCUUUGAAAAAGGCUGUUGCAAAUCAGGUCAUCGCCGUUGCUGUUGAAGGAGGUGGUAGGGAAUUCCAGUUAUAUGAUUCUGGUGUGUUUACAGGAAGAUGUGGAACAGCACUAGACCAUGGUGUUGCAGCAGUUGGAUACGGAACAGAAAACGGUAAAGAUUAUUGGAUAGUUAGGAAUUCAUGGGGUGGUAGCUGGGGAGAAGCCGGAUACAUCAGACUCGAACGUAACCUUGCAACAAGCAAAUCAGGCAAGUGUGGAAUUGCAAUCGAGCCAUCUUAUCCAAUCAAGAAUGGUCUGAAUCCCCCUAAGCCUGCUCCAUCACCACCUUCACCAGUGAAGCCACCAUCUGUUUGUGAUAGUUACUACAGCUGUGCUGAAGGAUCAACCUGUUGCUGUAUUUUCGACUAUGGAGGAUCUUGCUUUGAGUGGGGAUGUUGCCCUCUAGAGUCUGCUACUUGCUGUGACGAUCAUUACAGUUGCUGCCCUCACGAGUAUCCCGUCUGUGACACUUAUGCAGGACUUUGUCUUAAGAACAAGAACAACCCAUUGGGAGUGAAGUCAUUCAAACGAACUCCGGCAAAGCCACACUUUGCCAUUGGAGGCAAGAACAAGAUGGGCAGUGUUUAAGUUGUUGGCGCGAUAAUAUAAGUGAUGAUGCUUAACAAGCACGAAGAACUAAAACACUAGCUGAUGCCAUUUUCCUAUGUUUUCAAGGAUAGUGAUUGUAGCGGUUAUAUCUGUUCUCUAUUUCAUUUUAUGAUACAAACAGAUACAUUGUGUCAAGUUUCAGUCACACUGACUGUGUACAUAGCUAUGCACUGUAUUUCUAUUCGAAUUCCAAACCAAGAACUUAAUUGAUUACUCUGUACUUUCAGCUUUGGUAAUUUAUGUGAUGAUCAUUCGGUACUAAA
Lathyrus oleraceus (garden pea) is the source of this 1798-nucleotide messenger RNA. Its product is annotated as cysteine proteinase RD21A. Gene Ontology annotation, molecular function: cysteine-type peptidase activity. NCBI's taxonomy places the organism in Eukaryota, Viridiplantae, Streptophyta, Magnoliopsida, Fabales, Fabaceae. The coding region runs from base 111 to 1514 and encodes 467 amino acids. Gene Ontology annotation, biological process: proteolysis. The record is from RefSeq and is a predicted model, not a curated record. The transcript is spliced from 5 exons.